Messenger RNA from Apiotrichum porosum, 777 nucleotides. It is a transcript of the gene MIA40, whose product is annotated as Oxidoreductase. Gene Ontology annotation, cellular component: mitochondrial intermembrane space. NCBI's taxonomy places the organism in Eukaryota, Fungi, Basidiomycota, Tremellomycetes, Trichosporonales, Trichosporonaceae. Gene Ontology annotation, biological process: protein import into mitochondrial intermembrane space. Gene Ontology annotation, molecular function: protein-disulfide reductase activity. The record is from RefSeq and is a predicted model, not a curated record. Bases 1 to 777 code for a protein of 258 amino acids. The transcript has 4 exons.
AUGUUCGCAUCCCGCCUUCGCCCCAUUGCGCGCACCGCCGCUCGUCGCGCCUACGCCACUGCGUCGUCGGCGUCGUCCACCGCCUCGGCCCGUGUCGCCCCCAAGGCCAAGGUCGCCCGCGAGGGCGAGGGUCUCGCUUACGUCGUUGCUGCCUCGGCUGCCCUCUUCGCUGCCGGCAGCGCCGUCUACCACCUCCGCGUGAACAACACCUCGGGUGUCCCCAAGACCGACGAGGAGGAGGAGGAGGAGGAGCAGGCUGAGGAGGAGGCCGAGGAGGAGGUUGUCGAGGCACCCAAGCAGACCGCGACCGACGCCAAGGCCGAGAGCUUGAUCGAGGCUGCCGUUGCCGGUCUCGCCGCUACCGCCGAGGAGGUCGACGGCGCCCUUGCCGAGCUCGUUACUGCCACCGAGGCCGCCCUGGCCAAGUACGCCAGCGACAAGCAGACCGCCGCCGUCGAGGCCGCUACCCUCCCCGACCCCGCCGAGGCUGCCAGCCAGGGCGCGUUCAACGAGGAGACUGGCGAGAUCAACUGGGACUGCCCCUGCCUCGGUGGCAUGGCCGACGGCCCCUGCGGCGAGCAGUUCAAGGCGGCGUUCUCGUGCUUUGUCUACUCGGAGGCGGAGCCCAAGGGCCUCGACUGUGUCGAGAAGUUCCAGGCUAUGCAGGACUGCUUCCGCGAGCACCCCGAGGUGUACGGCGAGGAGAUCGACGACGACGAGGCCCCCGCACCUGCUGCCGAGGAGCCCAAGGAGGCCGAGAAGGAGGCCACCGCCUAA